GCGCCCGAGCUCCGCACCUCCCGGGCGAGCGGUGGGCCGGUCACAGUGGUUGAUCAAGUUUCCAGGAGCGCCUGGCAGCGGCCCAGGAGCCGAGAUGGGGAAAAUGGACCUUUGGAGCAACCCGCCGCCUUUCUUCAGCUGUCCCUUCUGUAGCAGAAGGGUCCAGGUACCCAAGAGUCUUUGGCCUUCUGAUCCUGGGGUUAUGGUGCGAACCGGACCCAGGAGAGGUAAAGGACCGGAAUACGAUGGAGGUUUUCACCCGGAGAAGCGCAAGAUCGCCAGAGUAGUAAGCUCCACAUACCGGCACGGCAACCGGGCGGACUUCUACCUAGAUGGCAAGAAGAUUGCGCUGGAUUCGGGCCGCUGGGCGUUCCACGAACAAAACAGGCGUGGCUUCAACGUCGUCACGCUGGAUCCGGACUCUCAGCAGAUCCUCUCGGCGAUGUCCUACGACACAGCUUCGGGUGGCAAUGUAGCCGUAAGCCAGCUGGCUACUGAUCUCAAUUCGCUGCCGGAGGGGCGGAUAGUGCUCGUGGCGGUCCGUGGAUCCGGGCUUCAGUCGCUGAGCGGCGCAGCCAUUCGAGCACUGCGGCGCGUGGGUGCUACCUCGAUGGUGUCAGGCGGACGGUCGCAGGAGGGCUACGUGCUCAUCGGCAUGAAGGGAGGUGAUGCCGUCGCCGAGCGGCGUGGCCAUCAUGUCGAGGUGGAGGGGGUACUUCCGCGACCUCCUUGGCAGACGCCUUCGAUUUCUGAAGUGCUGCGACUCGGGCUGCGACUCCAAACCUCUCCCACUCAAAGCAUGCUGACGACUCCUUACAAAGCGCUGGACGAUGCCCAGCCUGAAACGGCCACCACUGCCGACCCCUCGUAUGCACCGACUGUAGAGAAGCUCCGCCUGCGGCAACUUCUGCGCAGUGUUGUUCUCGUGGCUUCGGGCUUCUUUCGGGACAAGUCGUCUCGAUUGGUCGCCUGGUCUCUGGCGUGCGCUCUGUUGGUGAUGAUGCUGGGCUUUUCUUUACUGCAGAUGUGGUUCCUCAACACGUUCCGCGAGUUUCAGAAUGCGCUGCAUGACAAGGACCAACAGAAGUUUUACUCGACUCUUCUCCUGAUGUUCAAGGUGGUGCUCAGCAUCAUGCCUCUCUUGGCACUCCGAGAGUUGCUCCGGGGCGCGUUGGCUUUGGAGUGGCGCCGCUACCUGACGAGCUCGCUGCUGAGCCGCUACAUCGGAGAGUCGAGGAUGUACUACCGUUUGAAGCUGUUGGGCAAGGGCCUGGAUAACCCCGACCAGCGCAUUGCCCAAGACUGUGGCGAGUUCACUGAUGCGAUUCUGCAGUUCUUGGCCCUGCUCGUGCAGAAUAUCAUGCUGAUUCUUUUCCAAUCCUCGCUUUUGUUCAAGAUCUCACCCGACCUGUUCUACUUCGUGGUGGUGUACUCAAUCGUGCUGAACGUUCUCACCUUCGUCGUGUUCGGCGGGCCGCUGACGCGCCUCAGGCGGCGCAUCUUGGCGCAGGAGGCAUCGUUUCGUUUCGGCCUCGUGAGGGUGAGGGAACAUGCCGAGUCCAUAGCUUUCUACAGUGGCGAAAGCUUCGAGCGUGGACGCUGCCAACACCGGUUUUUCAACAGCUUGAUGGACACACUUUACAGAAUGUUGGGCGUCACAGUCAGCUUCUCCAUCAUCCUGGCUGCUGCCACCUACGUCGUGCGAGUUGCGCCCUUCGCAGUUUUGGCAGGCAAGUACUUCAGAGGGGACAUCGAUUUCGGAGCCAUGAUGGAGGCCUUUUCGAUCCUGUCCGGCUUGGAGGAUGCCUUCACGACUCUCGUGUCCCAGAUGAGUUCUAUCACUGACAUGGGCGCGCAGGCUAUACGCAUUCAACAGAUUUGGGACUUGGUGUCCGACGACAGCAAAGAUUUAGCAGACAGCCCUGCCAUUUCGAUGGAGCGUGAUGCUGGGGAGAUCCAGAAGGAGUCCCAGGAAGUGCCGGUACUCCUGCAGAUGCAGGAGGUGACGCUUCAGACACCGUCCGGCCAUGCAGUGCUAGUGGAGCGCCUGUCAUUCCAGCUGAGACAAGGUGAAUCGCUGCUGUUGUGCGGCCGCAGCGGCGUAGGAAAGAGCUCGCUGCUCAGGAGCAUCGCAGGACUUUGGGGGCGAGGCAGUGGCGUCAUCCGCUGCUGCCCGCAGAGAGAAACCUUCUUCCUGCCCCAAGAGACGUACCUGUGCUUGGGCACACUUCGCGAGAAUGCCACCUACCCUCAGGAGGCUGGUGGGGCCAGCCCGCGAGAUGACACUAUACGGGAAGCCCUGGUCAAGGUCAACCUGGAUUAUCUUCGCGACCGUUACGGCCUGGAUAAGCCCGUCGACUUUGACGCAGUCCUUUCUGGUGGUGAGCGGCAGCGCUUGGGCUUCGCGCGCCUGCUGCUGCGCCCAAAUCUGAAGUUUGCGAUCCUUGACGAGGCGACCUCGGCGUUGGACCGCUCCAACCAGUCUGCAAUGUACGAGAACUUACAACGGCAUGUGAAGGGCUUCGUGUCGAUAGGGCACUCCUCCAGCCUCGAGGUCCUGACACGAGCAGUGGCUGACACGACUGCUGUGAGCACCGUGGCGGCCCCGUCGGAUCCUCAAGACCUUGGUUGGUACUUCCUGCAGCAGAAGCAGUUCCUGGAUGACCUCAAGGUCUGCGAAGAUCGGCACGACGCCUGGAAUUCCAAGGUCUUCAUGCAGGACGAGGAGAUCGAGAAACUGAAGAAGCAGGUGAGGGCCUUGGAAGAGGAGCGUGACGGCUUGCGCAAGGAUCUGAAGGAGGCGAUGCGAGAAAGAGAUGAGUGGCAGGUGUCCGCAUUGCGGGUCAUGUCGAAACGCGAGUUUCGGUCCAGCGUGGAAGCUUUGGAAGCGGCCAGGCGAAGGCCGCUGCCGCCGUGA
This is a messenger RNA of Symbiodinium necroappetens, 2917 nucleotides long. Lineage: Eukaryota; Dinophyceae; Suessiales; Symbiodiniaceae. The record is from the annotation of a GenBank genome assembly.